AUGCGAAUCCCCCGUGAAUUUUCGCUGGCCAUCUUGUGUGUCUACUUUCAUGAUAUUUAUGCUGCCACUUUAUCUCAAAGUAGCGGCAAGUUUGCCCGCGAUAAGAGAUAUUUGGUGUACCCGCCGCCUGGGGACUAUGCGGCGACGAGAGUUCAGUUAAUCCUCGGCCUCGGUUUACCCAUGGAAGUUGACGUCAGCAUGAUUAUCGGCUAUGUGCUGAAAUUUAAUUACGUCCUGCCCUAUAACGCCUCGUACUUGACGGAUCCAUACGUCCGCUAUGACAGAUCGAUCAGUCGCCAUGUCGAGCCUGAUGGGAAUGAUGCUUCUCCGUCAAACGCGAAAGUAUUGAUAUCCAGAUGGGAAUGCUACGAAAUCCUCGAGUCUGUCUUCGAAUCUACGCGCUCGGGUAAAGCCUGCCUCUUAAAAACCAUUUGCGAGGCCGCGGCAGUGCCUUUCGGACGAAGUCACACUCUGACUGCGCAACUUGCUCAUAUUUUCCUCACGCCUUCCACUACAUCUGAAUCAUAUGGAAAUGUCUUUGAUCAAGAAUAUCACGCCGCUGAGAUCGCGGGACAACGAGAUCCCAGCAAUUGCGACAACUUAUAUCCCGAAUGCACGGAAAGCCUCUUGGAUUAUUUUACCGAAAUCUAUUAAAAUAAAUGUGCCAUUCCACAAAGAGUGCUCUUAUUUUAGCGUUACGUUAUAGCGCUACAUCAUGAAGUUAUUUAUAUGAUGUCUCUAAAAGUCAAUCUCUAUUGUUAUAGCAGAAUCGAUCGGCGCUUUUUUGGUCGCACAAUUGUAUGGAAAAACAUUAUUCGUCACAAUUUUUCUAUUUUUAAUACGAAAUAUUUGACAUAUAUUUCGCAUUAAUUAAUAAUUUCAAGAAAGAGAGAGAGAGAGAGAGAGUCUUAUUUAUUAUUUUUUAAAGAAGCAAACGUUCUUAUCAAUUUUCAUUCGCAAAACUUCAUUUGCUGAAAUUAUUGAAUACGCACAACUCGUUAAAUUAAAUUCAAUUUGAGUUAUAUGUAUGUAACACGAUGUGCUCUGCGAAGUAUUUUUGAUAUAAAUCCUCGAACAAAAAGCGAGAAUAGAGCGAAAAAAUUGCUAGAGAUUGGAGAUGCAAACGAAGUAUCCUUUUUAAUAACAGUUGCGUUGCACCGCGUGAUGAUUAGUAACCGGUUUCUCUGGCUUCUAUAAAUUUCGAGCCGGUCAUUUUCUCCUCGCGUGCACCUGUUGUCGAACGAGAAUAUUGGCAAUAACAAACCCGAUAACUGCGUCACGUUCCAAUCGCGUUUGGACGCGACUUUUAUAUAUUUUUCGCUUCCUCUCACGACUUCCUUUUCACCAUUCCUUUUCACUCACUCUCGUCCUGCCGCCAUUGUCCUGUUCCUUAAUAUUUGUAAUAUUAGAUCGGACGUGAUCGUACGAUCGGAGCUCGUAACUUAUUU
This is a messenger RNA of Formica exsecta, 1448 nucleotides long. RefSeq lists its product as uncharacterized. Lineage: Eukaryota; Metazoa; Arthropoda; Insecta; Hymenoptera; Formicidae. Bases 1 to 654 code for a protein of 217 amino acids. The record is from RefSeq and is a predicted model, not a curated record. The transcript is spliced from 4 exons.